AUGCUUAUUGUUCCGUCCAGCUCGAAAUUCACCUAUCAGAACCUGCUGGAUCUGAACGAUUCGGCUCGAGCGACGUUCUCGCCGCUGAGUGUGAUUGCACACAUCGAUAUUAACGCGUACUUUGCGCAGUACGAGCAGCUGCGGCUGAACCUGACCCCGAAAGACCCCGUCGUUUGCCUGCAAUGGAACUCGUUGAUUGCGGUUUCGUACGCCGCUAGGGAGUACGGCGUGAGCAGGAUGGACUCUCUGCAGACUGCCAAGCUCAAGUGCCCGGACCUCGUGGUGGCACACACGGCGGUUUUCAAAAAGGGCGAGGAGACAUGGAAGUAUGUGGAUUAUUUGCCGCAGCCCGUGGAUCACAAAGUUUCGCUGGAGCCGUACCGGCGAGAAAGCCGCAAGAUGAUGCGGUUCUUCAAGGAGUUCUGCGAUGAGGUGGAGAAGGCCAGUGUGGACGAGUGUUUUAUGGAUUUUGGCCGGCUUAUUUAUUCGCGGAUGGUUGCACUUUUUCCGCAGCUGGGCGAGCAGCAGGAGAAUCCGCGAGAGACACGGCUGCCGCCGCUGCCAGACCAACUGCCCAAGGAGCUGGAAGAUGCGCCCGGACUAUUUAUUGCGAAGGAGGAUGGCCAGGUGAGCGUUUGCGACUGGGACGACGUGGCGAUGCUGAUCGGAGCACAUUUGGGGUUUGACCUGCGGCGCAAGCUGAAGAAAGAGCUCGGAUACACCACGUCGCUGGGAAUUGGCCGCGUGAAGAACAUUGCCAAGCUCGCGAGCGAUUUCAAGAAGCCAAACCAGCAAACGACCGUGUUUAACGACGCAAUACCGGCGUUUUUCGACAACUUCAGUCUCACAGACUUUUGGUCGAUGGGCGGCAAGGUAGGCCGCCAGAUCCUACAGGACCUGGAGGUAGAGUCCGGCCGGCACGAGGUGCGGUACAUCAAGGACAAUUUCUCGCUGGAAGACCUGGCCAGAGAGCUCAAGGACCCGCAGCUGGCGGAAAAACUGUACAAGAUGGUGCGCGGCGAGCUGCGGCAGCCGAUCAACCCGCGCACGGACGUCAAGUCGAUGGGGUCGCACAAGAACUUCCGCGGCAAGUCGGUAAGCCAGUCGUCGGACAUCCUGGACUGGUUCAAGGUGUUUGUGAUCGAUCUUAUUUUGCGGUUGCAGGAGCUGGACGACGAGAUCGACACUCAGCGACGGCCGACGCGGCUGACGCUAUACAUGCGCAACAGCAGGAACAUCACGAGCUCGCGGCAGUGCUCGUUCCCGCUGAUCAGGGACCUGGACGAGGCCAAGAAGAAGGUGGAGGAGCUGAGCCUGCGGCUGCUGCAGGAGCUGGAGGAGCACUGGGACACGGCGCGCGCAGGACCGAUGUAUCCCAGCACGCACGGGGGGCUGGCGUUCAGCGGGUUCCAGGAGAUCAGCGGGUACUCGCGGAUCGAUGAGCUGAUGAAGGUGCGGGCUGUGCGACGUGAGACAACGGCGUCACCCCCACCGCGUGAGCCAACAACCCCCACCGAUGAGGGAAACGUUUGUGCGCAGUGUGGGGCGGAGGUGGCCCCCGCUGAGCGUGCCGAGCACAACGAUUUCCACUUUGCAAUGGCCCUCAACGACGAGCUCAACACGCAGAGCUACGGCGAACGGCUGCUGGCGACGCGCAAGCGCGAACCAGACCCCCCAGUGCCGGCCAAGCGCGCCAAACGCGACGCGAAUCAGAAAACACUGGCAGGGUGGAGCAGAAAGCUACGCUAA
Molecule: messenger RNA, 1749 nt
Organism: Ogataea philodendri
Lineage: Eukaryota; Fungi; Ascomycota; Pichiomycetes; Pichiales; Pichiaceae
Exons: 1
Coding region: 1-1749 (582 amino acids)
Biological process (GO): error-prone translesion synthesis; response to radiation
Cellular component (GO): nucleus; site of double-strand break; replication fork
Molecular function (GO): DNA-directed DNA polymerase activity; damaged DNA binding
Source: RefSeq, a predicted model, not a curated record